Molecule: messenger RNA, 3408 nt
Organism: Asterias rubens (European starfish)
Lineage: Eukaryota; Metazoa; Echinodermata; Asteroidea; Forcipulatida; Asteriidae
Product: broad substrate specificity ATP-binding cassette transporter ABCG2-like
Exons: 18
Coding region: 279-2267 (662 amino acids)
Cellular component (GO): plasma membrane
Molecular function (GO): ATP hydrolysis activity; ATP binding; ABC-type transporter activity
Source: RefSeq, a predicted model, not a curated record
CCGGAAUUGGCUUUUGUGUGGGUAGUCACUUGGAACCAAUUCUUCAAUGUCACGCACAUAUCUACUGAAUUAAAGAUUGGUAUGUAUUGGUUUACGAAACCAAAAGGCAAAACGAGUCAACCAACCAAACCUUUGAACGCUCAUGUAACAUGACAAGGUUCAACUUGAUUUCGUAGCUAUAAAACACUUUGGGAAACGGAGUUAUUAUCCAUUUUACAGUUUGGAUAUUUUGGUUUGAGGAGCUGGACUUUUUAGGAGUUAUUAUAUAUUUGAAGACAAUGGAGGUGAAAGUUGAACCUACACAGAAACUUCUGUCUGAUGACGGAAACAACCAUUUUGGAAACUAUGGUGCAGUUAAUGGAGUGCAUAGUGGUCACAAUGGUGUCGGGAUUGGUAGGAAACCAAGAUCGGACACGCAAUCCAACAAUGUCGUUUUGUCAUGUCAUGACAUCAACUACCUCGUGAAAACGAAAGUGAAGAAGCAGAAAGUGUUCAAGCCGAUUCUCAAUAAUAUCACUGCUGUGUUUGAGCCAGGCAUGAAUGCAAUCCUUGGGCCAACUGGAAGCGGCAAAACUUCACUGCUUGAUAUCCUCGCAAUGAGGAAGGAUCCCAAUGGAAUGUCUGGUCAGGUCUUGAUUGAUGGAGCAGUCCCACCCCCUGAUUUCAGACUCAUCUCUGGUUACGUCGUUCAGGAAGACAUUGUCAUGGGGACGCUCACUGUCCGCGAAAAUCUGACGUUUUCCGCGUCCGUGCGAUUUCGUAAGACGGUCAGCAAAGCCGACAAGAAGCGUCGUGUACAAGAGGUUAUUGAAGAGCUCUCCUUGCAGGAUUGUGCAGAAACUAAGAUUGGUAAUGUGUACAUUCGCGGUGUGUCUGGCGGUGAGCGGAAACGUACUAAUGUGGGCAUGGAACUCAUCACACGACCUAAUGUUCUGUUUCUAGACGAACCGACUACUGGACUUGAUGCAAGCACUGCUAAUUCAGUCAUUAUGCUUCUCUCUAAGCUAGCAGAGAGAGGGCGCACUAUUAUUCUCUCAAUCCAUCAGCCGAGAUAUUCAAUCUACCGCAUGUUUGACAAGUUACACCUCUUAAAUAAAGGCGAGACAGUCUACCACGGCAAAGCCAACAAGGCUCUGGACUAUUUCAAAUCUCUCGGUUACCAUUGCGAAGAGCAUAAUAACCCUCCUGACUUCUUUCUUGACGUCAUCAACGGUGACUCGUUUGCCAUUUCUUCAAUCGAUGAUGAAUUGGGGGCAGUGGAGGAGGGUAAACCCAAAACCGAGCCCGUACCACCCAAGGAUCUUGGGAAUUUCUUUCUGAAGACGCAGGCUUACAUGACAAUGAAGAGCAAAGCUGAUGAGAUAUAUGAAACAUUCUUGAAUGUGGAGGCAGUAGGAGGGGCAAAAGUCAGCUAUCCUACGUCAUUUCUGAGACAGCUGUUUUACGUCUCGGGAAGAGCGACUAAGAAUAUCUUGAGGAACCCGAAGAGCUCUUACAUGCAGGUGAUUGUACUUGCCUUUAUCGCAGUGAUCGUAGGUCUCAUCUAUUUCCAGAUUGACAAGUCAGCUUCCUCGGGAAUUCAAAACAGGGUGGGUGCUUUCUUCUUUGUCGUGACGAAUAUGAUCUUUGGUAAUGUCAGCGCUAAUGAAGUCUUCAUCGCAGAGAGAACGAUCUUCCUUCACGAGUCAGCGGGCGGUUUCUACCGGGUCUCAGUCUAUUUCUUCUCCAAGGUCUUCUGCGACCUCCUGCCCAUGCGCAUCGUACCGACGUUUCUGUUUGCCGCCAUUACUUAUUGGAUGAUCGGUUUCCGACCAGACGCAGCAGCCUCUUUCAUUUACGCACUGACUCUUAUUGCGACCGCUGUCUCAGCAAGUAGCCUUGCCUUCUUACUGGGUGCAUGCUUCAACAUCUUAGCCAUCGCAAACCUCAUGAUUGCAAUGGCUUAUGUCUUCAUGAUGAUCUUUGGUGGACUGCUGAUCAACAUCGCUUCCUUGCCUAGCUGGGUGCAGUAUUUACAAUACCUUAGUAUCAUUAGAUACGCCAUGAAUGCUCUGUCCAUCAACGAACUCAGAGACCAGGAAUUCUGCGAUCCACCUGUCGCCAAUACGACGCAAAAUUGCAUUGAAGGAAAUGACUACCUUGAGACUCAAGGAAUAAGUUUUACCGACUGGGCAAUGUGGGAGAACAUCGUUGCCAUGGGUGCGCUUACUGUCGUCUGUCUGUUCCUAACUUACGUCCGCUUGAGGAAUAUUCCAAGAUUUAAAUAAAGACAGGAAGAAAAGAUUUAUAUAUAUAUUCAGAUGAAGGGCCCUUUCCAAACCUCGGCUGGGGCUCCGGUGUGGCAGGGGAUUCUGCCACCCUCCUCCCCCCCCCCCCUCCAUAAUUAUAUGGCGAACUGUGUACAAACUUCUUCUGAUAGCGCCCUCUUUUGAAUAAUCAUCCUACAGCCCAUCUUGUUUUCCUAUGCGAAUGAUGCGAAUGAGGACAGAAUAAAGCGUCGGCCUCAAAAUAUUGAAUACAGACAGAUUUGAGAACCCAGAAAAAUGGAUACAGUGUAAAUAUUUUGCCCAUGAUGACGUGAGGGUUGUUUUCUUCCAACUUGAGAUGUUUUGGAUGACAUUAUCUGAAAUAAAUGUUAAUAUUAAUUUACGAGAGGUGUAAUUAGAGGGGCUAGGAGUAUAGUGGUUGAAAUACUUUUUUUUUCUUUUACUGUAAAAAACCUGUGGGACUUCAACAUAAUUCGUUUUGUAUUUUGAUACUUUUUAAUGAAUUUGCACUGUUUGCCAUGUCAGUUUGUAAUUAAUGAUAAAUUUUAUAAAUCGCCUGUUACAAAGUUUAAAAGCGCCAUUUUUUUUAUACCAUCUCUGAAUAAACAUAACAUUAUAAUUACUUAACUUAGCAUAAAAGCAAGUAAGUUUUUAACAUGGCUUUGAAUGAUUCAAGACAGGAUACAUGUCGGAUGUAAAGAGGUAGAUUGUUCCAUAAUGUUGGUUGUUGGUUGUGUUUUUUUUACCCAUAAAAACCGGCUGCAGUGCAGAGCAUAAUAUAAGCCGAGACUUGGAAAGAGUACCAAAACUUUGAUGUUUUACCGAAAGUUUUAGGGACAGUUCGUUAAUACUAACGCUUACAUUAUAAGGAUUAUUAAAUUUAGUUUUCAAUACCUUUUAGAAAUGUCUUAAUAAAAUAAUUCUCAUGACUCUACUGCCAAUCAGUAGUGUCGGUAUGCAUUCAUGGAGGUGAUAAUUUGCGUCAUGAAAAAGGCUGCCAAUGUUCACGUGUGUUUGUUAGCAGGCACCCUGUGUAUGUGAAUUUAAGGGCGAGAAGAUGAUUAUUUGGGCCUACCCACUUUUUGAAAAUCGUACAUUUUGUUUGUAUCAAUGUUCAAACAAGAAUUAAAAAUAACUGAAA